Molecule: messenger RNA, 952 nt
Organism: Ilex paraguariensis (yerba mate)
Lineage: Eukaryota; Viridiplantae; Streptophyta; Magnoliopsida; Aquifoliales; Aquifoliaceae
Source: the annotation of a GenBank genome assembly
UUUGUGCUGCUAUCCAGUUUUUUUAUUUGUUUUUUCUUUUCUAGAGGAAAAGCAUAAGAGCAUUGACAUAGAGAGCAUCUGCCAGUUGCUGGACCUUGACGUGCAUGUUCAUUUACAGCUUUUAGUACAUAAAAUACAGUUUAUGUGCAUGUUCAGUGUUACCCAGAAAUUUUAGGAAUUUAAUUCAUGUGUUUAACUGUCCAAAUAAAGUUAUGUCACGUGCUUGCAAGGAAACACCCACUAUGACACAGUUAUGGCAUAGUGUCCAGCCUGCAGAUCUGGACACUAUUGAUGGCUCACCUGGUCAAGAAUUUUCUCUUGAAACUGAGCAUGAAAAACUCCUACUUGGGAAACUUGCAUUAGUUGACUUGCAGGGUCUUAACGAUCAAGAGAAGCUUGCUUUUUGGAUCAACACUUUCAAUUUGUGCAUGAUGAAUGUAUGUGAAAUCAUUCUAUGAACAUAUUUCAAUAAACUAUUUAAGAUAUAUUUUGGAUAGUCCUCCAUAUAUCGGGAGUGGUUGGAUUGGUUGGUGCAUUCACUUUAAAUCCUAUGCCAUGUUUGCCGUGUGUUUGGUAUAAAAGAAAGAGCCACUAACUAUAUUCACAAUGCUUCAGGCCUUUCUAGAACAUGGAAUACCAGAGAUCCCUGAGUUGGUGGUUGCACUGAUGCAAAAGCUAGAUGUGUUUUAGCAGGCAGUUUAAUGGGCCUGUAUCUGCUGUGUUUCUGCUACACUGCUGUGAAGGGUUUGAGGAUAGCUGUUGGGAUGAAGCCCAGGGUGAUGUUGUGCAUUGGAGAUGCUUGCUGCCUGUGCAUUUUGAAGGCUACCGAGUGUUUGCCAAAAUCUGUCUGGUUCAAAGGUACUGAAUAGCAUGCUCAGUAGCUGGACAAAUUCCAGGAGCUGAAUGUGAAGAUCAGAAGAUGCAGUAAAGUAGUAUAAAAUGGUUUUAAUCA